UGUAAACAUAUUUAAGAAAAUAAUGUAUGUGAAAUUCACCUUUUUUCAAAUCUCCUGUGACUGUUUUGUUAGCGAUAUUUACUAAAGAAGUAAAACGUCUGGAAGAAAUAAAUAUCUUGGAUAUCUGUAAUCUGAACUGUAAAGGAAUAUCCGAUAGUGCAUUUCGUGGAUUUAUUACAUGUACCAUAUUCAAAUAUGUAUCAAGAAUAGAUAUUGGUAUACUAGAAAUACAGCAUGAAUGUAUACGCUGAAAAUUCUGCUCCCCCACAUGGAUACUGGGUAGGACUGACAGAUGUCGUCAUACAAAAUGAAUGGACAUGGAUUGAAAGUGGGAGAGAAUUGUCCAACAUGUAUAGUCAUUGGGUGAAAGGACAACCAGAUUUCCGUCAGAGUGAAAACUGUGGAAUACUUUGGUACAGUACUGGAUUCACAUGGCAUGAUGACUUCUGUUCGGACAAGCUAGCCUUCUUCAUCUGUGAAAAAGUACUUCGUCCUAGUGGUACAGAGAUAAUUGGUUGAAAUAAACUUUGCAUGUUG
This is a messenger RNA of Mytilus californianus (California mussel), 537 nucleotides long. RefSeq names its product perlucin-like protein. The coding region runs from base 235 to 519 and encodes 94 amino acids. The record is from RefSeq and is a predicted model, not a curated record. NCBI's taxonomy places the organism in Eukaryota, Metazoa, Mollusca, Bivalvia, Mytilida, Mytilidae. The transcript is spliced from 3 exons.